GUCUUGCACAGGUGUACUGGCUCCUCCCCUUCAGUCUUGCACAGGUGUACCGGCUCCUCCCCUUCAGUCUUGCACAGGUGUACCGGCUCCUCCCUUUCAGUCUUGCACAGGUGUACUGGCUCCUCCCCUUCAGUCUUGCACAGGUGUACCGGCUCCUCCCCUUCAGUCUUGCACAGGUGUACCGGCUCCUCCCCUUCAGUCUUGCACAGGUCUGCCGACUCCUCCCCUUCAGUCUUGCACAGGUGUAUCGGCUCCUCCCCUCCAGUCUUGCGCAGGUGUACCGGCUCCUCCCCUCCAGUCUUGCGCAGGUGUACCGGCUCCUCCCCUCCAGUCUUGCACAGGUGUACCAGCUCCUCCCCUUCAGUCUUGCGCAGGUGUAUCGGCUCCUCCCCUACUGUCUUGCGCAGGUGCAGCGGCUCCUCCCCUCCAGUCUUGCGCAGGUGCAGCGGCUCCUCCCCUCAAGUCUUGCGCAGGUGUAGCGGCUCCUCCCCUUCAGCCUUGCACAGGUGUACCGGCUCCCCCCCUUCAGUCUUGCACAGGUGCGCCGGCUCCUCCCCUCCAGUCUUGCACGGGUCU
This is a messenger RNA of Staurois parvus, 576 nucleotides long. The record is from the annotation of a GenBank genome assembly. NCBI's taxonomy places the organism in Eukaryota, Metazoa, Chordata, Amphibia, Anura, Ranidae.